CACUGUACGGCACAUAGGAUGUUCCCAUCUCUUUCCGUGCCAUAUAAAGCCCACUAAGCUUUACGAAUAUGGAAUUUCGAACUUCUCCUGCCAGCCCCCAUCUCGUUCCAGUCUUUCAAUAUCGAUCGGUUUCGUCGACGAGCCUUGCAUGAGGUUGCAUUAGGAUUCUUCCUACCUUUGAUCCUGGAAAGCGUACAAGGAAAGAAGCUUGAAAAGUUUUGCUGUGAUUGCUUCAUUUGAAAUCGUAAUUGGGUCAUUCAGAUUCCAGCAUUUAUUAAGCUACCAACAGUGCCUUUCGGUUUCUCCCUGUCUUGUCAUCUUUUUUGCCGCUUCCAUUUCCCUGUCGAGAUUGAGAAUUUGGAGGUGAAACGUCCAUUUUUGAGGUCACUGAAUCGAGCAAAUAAUGAAAUGGGACUGCGCACAGGAACCUCAGAUAAUUCCUGGAAGCCAGCCAUGCCGGCUGGUCACACGAACACCGUGGGUUACUGGUUCAACUGGAGGGUUCUGCUCUGUGUGAUCUGGGUCUUUACAUCGUCGUGCUUUGCGUUGAUGCUCGUGAGGAAGUAUGAGGCUUUUUGCAGUCGAAGCAGCGGCAAUGGUGGCCGACAAAACCAGCGAGGGGCUGCGGGUGUUUUAUAUAGUGACGAGACCUGGACUCCAUGUCUGAAAGGAGUCCACCCGGCUUGGCUUCUGGCUUUCCGAGUCAUUGCCUUCUUCUUGCUUAUAGGAAUGUCAUGCGUGACCGCUUUUGUGGACGGCGCCAGCAUAUACUACUAUUACACACAGUGGACUUCUACGUUAGUCACCAUCUAUUUCGGGCUUGGUUCGUUGCUCUCUGCAUACGGAUGUUACAGGUACGAGAACAAAAAAGGUGAAUCUGACAAGGUGGAGAUAGAUUUAGAGAAAGCAAAUUUUGCGGCUUUAAAGAUGAGGGAUUCUUCUGACAUGGCUAGCACCAACAAAAGCUCUGCUCCACCUGGUGAAGCCGUUCGUGAAACUGCAGGCAUUUUUGGCUAUUCCUUUCAAAUAAUUUUCCAGAUGAAUGCCGGUGCGGUCAUGCUUACAGAUAGCGUCUUCUGGUUCAUAAUUGUUCCGUUUCUCGCCAUCAAAAAUUAUAGACUGAGAUUUUUGGACAUAAGCAUGCAUACCAUCAACGUUGUUUUACUUCUUGGAGAUACAACUUUAAAUUGCUUGCGGUUUCCUCUCUUUCGGAUUGCAUACUUCUUCUUGUGGACGACCAUUUACGUUAUUUUCCAAUGGGUUAUCCAUGCUUGCUUCACCAUCUGGUGGCCGUAUCCAUUUCUUGACUUGUCAUCUCCACAUGCUCCUUUAUGGUACCUGUCCGUGGCGCUAAUGCACUUCCCAUGCUAUGGCAUUUUCGCUUUGGUUGUAAAGCUGAAACACAAGCUGUUGACAAGAUGGUUCCCUCAGUCGUAUCUAUGCUCGAGGUGACAUGGAUGAAUGCUUGUACGUGAAGCAAACCUAUCUCAUGCUAUCCAGAAGAGUUCCUCCAUUGAAGGAAGCAGCGGCAUGGGAGACCACAUUGAUAAUUCGUUUUGAGCUUAUGCAUAGGUGAUAGCAGAAUCAUUCAAUACAUGCAGUUUUGUUAGUAGAAAAUAAGCAGGAGAAAUUCGUUCAACAUAGCUUUCUUUGUCCUGGGAACAUGUCGCAGCCACAGGUCUAUAACUUGCAGCUGUCUGAAAGAACUCAAAAGAAGGAAUUGUUUUUUUCCUCCUUCUGGGCAUACGCUCAUCUCAUUUAUUCUUGCAAUGUUCAUUCUGUCUCUACUUCAUUGGAACAGACACGAGCACGUGAGGUAACAUGUACCUGACACCAUUUUAAUUCUAGGGAUGUUGCCCUUGUAUCCUGGCGCUCUUGCUGAACAUGAUUUCAUUGGUCAAUUAUAUCAGAAGUCGCAUUAACAAGUGCCUAUUGAGCACUUGUUUUUAAAAUG
This is a messenger RNA of Eucalyptus grandis, 1954 nucleotides long. RefSeq lists its product as hypothetical. The record is from RefSeq and is a predicted model, not a curated record. Gene Ontology annotation, cellular component: membrane. Bases 409 to 1452 code for a protein of 347 amino acids. NCBI's taxonomy places the organism in Eukaryota, Viridiplantae, Streptophyta, Magnoliopsida, Myrtales, Myrtaceae. The transcript is spliced from 8 exons.